CUCCAAUUCCAAAUACCUAACCUCUCUACACACACUAAAAACUGUAUCUAUAUAUAUAUAUAUAUAUAUAUAUAUAUAUAUAUAUAUAUAUAUAUUUGUUUUCCCCGAAAAAUCAAAAUCAGUUAAUUUUGAAUUUCUAGGGUUUCUGAUUCUCCGAUGUCGCAGAGGAACGAUUCCGAUCGGAUCAAGGGGCCGUGGAGCCCGGAGGAGGACGAGUUGUUGCAGAGGCUGGUGGAGAAGCACGGCCCGAGGAACUGGUCCUUGAUAAGCAAAUCGAUUCCCGGCCGCUCCGGCAAAUCGUGCCGCCUGCGGUGGUGCAACCAGCUCUCGCCGCAGGUGGAGCACCGCGCGUUUUCGCCGGAGGAGGACGAGACGAUUGUCCGCGCGCACGCCAAGUUCGGCAACAAGUGGGCCACCAUCGCCCGGAUGCUCUGCGGCCGGACCGACAACGCCAUCAAAAACCACUGGAACUCCACGCUCAAGCGCAAGUGCGUUUCCAUGUCGGAGGAGUUCAACAACUUCGAUCCGGAGGCGCAGCCGCCGCUGAAGAGAUCGGCCAGCCUCGGUCCGGCCACCUCCGCCUUCUGUUUCAACCCGGGCAGCCCGUCCGGUUCGGAUAUGAGCGACUCGAGCCAUUCCGGCCACCUUAUCUACCGACCGAUUGCCAGAACCGGCGGGAUCUCCCAGUCCCCGCCCGAUCCAACCCGUGAACCGGUUACAUCACUCAGCCUUUCACUACCCGGAUCCGACCCGAAUCUAAAUACUAUUACUGAACCGAUCCAUAACCCCAUACCCGAACCCGACCCGAACCAUGCUGUAAAACCAAUGAUGGUUCCACCCAAGCACCCAAAUCAAAUGAUCUCAUCUCUUCCGCCGCCGCCUCUUCAGACGUACCAGUUUUCUCCGGCGGCUCAGCCAGCAGGAGUGGUGGGCGAGAAGCAGUUUUUCAGCGCGGAGUUCUUGGCGGUGAUGCAGGAUAUGGUGAGAAAGGAGGUGAGGAAUUACAUGGCGGGGGUUGAGCCUGAGCCAAAUGGGUUCUGCAUGCAGACAGAAGCCAUUAGGAAUGCUGUGGUGAAGAGAAUGGGUAUUAGCAAGAUUGACUGAUCGUUGAUAAUUAAAAAUGAGAGAAAAAAAAAUCGGUGCAGAGAGAGGUAAAAGAGAGAUCUUUAUCUCUUGUUUGGUUAGAGAGAGAAAUAAUUUUGGGAUGAUGGUGUACAGAUGCUGAAGGUAGAGCUCGCUAAAAAAAAAAAGAAAAAAAAAAAUUAGAAAAUGGGAGAGAGAGAGAGAGAUGCAGUUGAGAGAGGUUGUUGAUUAUUGAAUUAUGUUUUAUGAACUGCAGAGGACUUAAUGUGAAUUAAGUAAUUAAUUAUGUUUUGCAUUAUUUAAUUGGAACUAAUUAAUAAAUGGUAGCAAAAAUCCUUUCUUUGGCU
Molecule: messenger RNA, 1430 nt
Organism: Erythranthe guttata (spotted monkey flower)
Lineage: Eukaryota; Viridiplantae; Streptophyta; Magnoliopsida; Lamiales; Phrymaceae
Product: transcription factor MYB44
Biological process (GO): regulation of DNA-templated transcription
Cellular component (GO): nucleus
Molecular function (GO): RNA polymerase II cis-regulatory region sequence-specific DNA binding; DNA-binding transcription factor activity, RNA polymerase II-specific
Source: RefSeq, a predicted model, not a curated record